Penicillium taxi is the source of this 270-nucleotide messenger RNA. RefSeq lists its product as uncharacterized. The transcript is spliced from 2 exons. The record is from RefSeq and is a predicted model, not a curated record. Bases 1 to 270 code for a protein of 89 amino acids. Lineage: Eukaryota; Fungi; Ascomycota; Eurotiomycetes; Eurotiales; Aspergillaceae.
AUGCCGGUGGCAGAAAGCUGCAGUCUUGCUAUUGCAGCCGCGUGUCACCCUGCCUUUGACCCGAAUAAGGAAAGGACCGUUGAAGACAGAGAGGAUGUCAAUAUGGCACUUAUGCCUAUCCAAUGGGGAGCAGUAGCGGUUGUCCCCCCAGAAAACUCGCCCUUAAGCUCAAGCUCUGAGGAGAAUCACCCGCCCAUCCAGGCUAUCAAGUUGCGAUGCAUGAGCGAUGAAGAGGAAGAGGAAGAGCAAGAGGAUCCUAUGAGACUUUAG